This is a messenger RNA of Folsomia candida, 646 nucleotides long. Its product is annotated as immediate early response 3-interacting protein 1. The transcript is spliced from 3 exons. Lineage: Eukaryota; Metazoa; Arthropoda; Collembola; Entomobryomorpha; Isotomidae. The record is from RefSeq and is a predicted model, not a curated record. Gene Ontology annotation, biological process: endoplasmic reticulum to Golgi vesicle-mediated transport. The coding region runs from base 201 to 464 and encodes 87 amino acids. Gene Ontology annotation, cellular component: COPII-coated ER to Golgi transport vesicle; Golgi membrane; endoplasmic reticulum membrane.
CUUUUCAGCGCGAGAUGCAUUUGACUUAUCCCGACUUAUUUUUACUUGAAGUAUUGUUGUGUUCCGAUUUUUUUGCAAAAUAAAGUAAUUACAUUGGUUUAUAUCUUGCACUUCAUAAAACUGAAUAGUGUGUCAUAUAAUAAUCGAUGAGAGAAGGUUUGAGUCAGUUGUUAUAAAAUCGGGGGUGGAUAACUUGAGAUAUGGCUAUCACACUCUGGAACCUGUUCGAAGCCACUUUACUCUGUCUCAAUGCCGUCUGUGUUUUAAAUGAAGAGAGAUUCCUGGUGAAAUUUGGGUGGGGACUUAAAAACACAGGCACGAUGGAAGGAUUUGGAGAAAAUCCAUACGUGUCGCCGACUAAGCAACAAAUUCUUCAUUUAAUUAGAUCCAUACGGACCGUCAUGAAAUUUCCACUUAUAUUCCUGAACAUUUUGGUCAUCAUCUUUAAGCUCAUUGUUGGAUAGAUUUGUCGACUACAAUUUAUUGACCAAUAAUUAUAUCUUUGUAAUAGUUAAGCUAACGACUUCUAAACCCCUUGGAUUGCAAACCAACUGGUACUACUAGCAUAAUACUACUAUAAUGAUAAUUAAUACAAAAAAAUAUUGUGAUUCAUAAAUUUUGAAUAAACUCGGGAAAUGUAAAUGAA